Osmerus eperlanus (European smelt) is the source of this 1577-nucleotide messenger RNA. RefSeq names its product periphilin-1-like. The transcript is spliced from 7 exons. The record is from RefSeq and is a predicted model, not a curated record. The coding region runs from base 435 to 1229 and encodes 264 amino acids. Gene Ontology annotation, biological process: negative regulation of DNA-templated transcription; negative regulation of gene expression, epigenetic; protein localization to heterochromatin. Gene Ontology annotation, cellular component: nucleoplasm. Lineage: Eukaryota; Metazoa; Chordata; Actinopteri; Osmeriformes; Osmeridae.
GUCGAGCGAAGGUCGCGCAGGUGAAGAGAAGAGGAGGGGGGGGGGAAAGGAUUCCGCUUACUAUUGAUCUUACCUGAACUACUUAUUAGUUUGAAAUGCAAUACUGAAUGACUUUCUGCCGCACUAGGCAUGUGAGUAAGCCCUUGGCCUCAGAAUGUCUGACAUGCUUUCCGCAUUUGACCAAAAAAGAAUACUGAGAUCUGAAUGCUACACCACUGGCGCAAACCACGCUUUCGAAAGAUUAUUUUGAUUAUCUAAACAAAACUAACUGCACAGUGGCGAAAUCGAAAGUAUGGUGAUGUUUUUACUGGAUUAAAAGUAACAAUGUCACGAAAUUCAUAGGGCUGAAAAACACUUCCUGGUGUCGUAGACAUACAAAGAUAGCCAUACGUUUACUGAUUUGAAGUUAUAAUUUGAUGUUUUAAACAAUAUAAAUGGAUUUACGACCACACGAUGCGCUAAGGAAGUGUCCCAUGUUAAGGCACAGAGACCGCAACCAGAAGUCAGUGGAUCACAGGCUGGAUGAGGGUCACAGCAAACGAGCUCCUCAGGAUAAGAGAAGUCCCUUCAGACGGGUGAGAAGUCCAUCCAGACCCAGAAUCUCUAGUUCCUUCAGACCCAGGUUUGGGGGAUUAUACCGGCCUCGUUUCAUUCGGGAUGAGCGUGUGUUCCGGAAGCCUAACUUCAGCUUCGGGUUCCAGAGGUACAACCAUUUCACCCCCCGGCCACAGUACUCCUGGAGGGACCAACCAGGACCCAGGCCCUCAGCGUCAACUCUGCCCCCCAGAAGCCAGAACAUUAGCAAGCAGCGAAUUGCAAACAGCAGCUCUCCAGCAACAUCUAAAGAACACUCCAGUACACCCAGGUUGUCUAAAGGUUCCAGCCGAGAGAAGGAGAAGCUGUCCCUGUCUAUCACUGUCUCUCAGGACACCAAAGGAGGUGAGAAAGAAAGCAGAGAAAGGGUGAGAGAGAUCCCCUCGACAGUGAGUCGGGCAGCAGCAAGAAACCGAGCCAUUCAGGAGAAGAGGAGGGAGAUAGAAGAGGUGUACCGUCAGGAUUGUGAUACAUUUGGUGUGGUGGUGAGGAUGCUGAUAGCGAAAGACCCAUCUCUGGAGCUGUCCAUCCAGACAUCCCUGCAGGACAACCUCAAGGAGAUAGGCCUGCGCUGUGUGGAUGCCAUGCAGCAGUUCAUAACAGACUACGACUCCAAAGAACCAUCUCCAAUGUGACACACGCUCCUCUUGGCUACUUACCUUACAUUCCCCUGGCUUGAUGAAUCAACUCACCCUUUAAAAUGUGUAGAGUGCUGACUGGAUGGCCAUGGCCUGUGGAAUGUAGACUGUACGUGGUGCAUGAGGGCACUGGACACUACCGUCUGUGACAGCUAGUCCCCCAGUGAACUGGCCUGUCCUUGUCAGCUGUCAAAGUCACUCCUGGUGCUCUUGGAUUUGGUUCAACCUGCCUGAUAUGUCUGCUACUGGAACAGCCGUGUUUACAGUACUCAGAAACAUUCUAUAUUUCUGUUUUGAUUACAUACUGGCUCUCUAGAAUGAUUCUGAAUUAAAAACUUAUAAUUA